Messenger RNA from Diabrotica virgifera virgifera (western corn rootworm), 597 nucleotides. RefSeq lists its product as uncharacterized. NCBI's taxonomy places the organism in Eukaryota, Metazoa, Arthropoda, Insecta, Coleoptera, Chrysomelidae. The coding region runs from base 1 to 597 and encodes 198 amino acids. The transcript has a single exon. The record is from RefSeq and is a predicted model, not a curated record.
AUGAAGGAUAAAAUCAUAGCUAUCAGUGAUCCUUCUUGCCAUCAGAAGAACCUGAGAAUCCUUUCUAACCUUUUUAUCGACAAUUCUUACCCAAAACACCUAAUCACCAAGAUAUUAUUCAGUUUGACCCCUAACGUAAUACACCAGAAUGAUGAGUUGCAAAUUACUGUUACAAGCGGAGAACAAAAUGUCAAUUGUUUAUGUACUUCUUUAAAGUACGUAAAAGGCAUAACACCCAGACUGGCUAGACUGUUUAAAGACAUCACCAACUUGAAAAUAGCCUUUAAAGCUUCGUUAAAUUCAAGAUCUAUAUUUUCUAAGGUUAAAGACGAGAGUGACAUUAAGGAUUGUUCUAACGUUGUCUACCAGAUUCCCUGUAACAACUGUAAUUUGGUAUAUGUUGGACAAACCGCACGCAGUUUAGAUAGUCAUUUAAUUAGUCACCGCAGUGAUAGCAGAUUAUAUCCUGAAAGAUCUGCUCUUGCCGAACAUGUUAAUAAAGAACAUCACAAGAUGAAUUAUGAAUCGGUCAGAGUUUUAGCUUCUGAAUCGAACUAUACUAAAAGACUGUUCUUAGAGAUGGCAUUCAUUGCAUAA